AUGGGUUUUAAGUCACCAAAGGCAAUACAAAAUUGCCAUAAGUCUUGGCAACUGCUGGUCAUCAUUUUAAAAGGUAAUGCCAAAGAACUAGUUGUAUCAUAUGUAAGACAUUGUUUACCUAAAAGACAAAUUCCAAAUGUAGAAUCCUUCUUCAAAUUUAUACAAACAUGUGGUCCAAACUUUGUUUUUAUGUAUAAGUGUACCUUUACCUUUCUGCUGGCAUUGAAACUAUUUAGAUCUGGUGUAAGAAAUUGUGACCAUGAAGCCAAUCAGUGUGCCAUAAAUGAGCUUUCAAGCCUUUUUAAUGGACUAAACAUGACAACAUACAUGGAGAUUGAUUUAAGAAGAAGAUUCGUCGAAAGCAAAUGCCCUGACAUUUUAAAAUCAUUGUAUGAAAAUCUUACUUGUAUGUCAAGAUCUGGACAUAAUGGCAAAGCUGAAGGUUGUGACUUCAUUUUAGAAGCCUUUAAUAGAAAGGUUAAAAAGUUUAUGCCACCUGGGCCAGCAACAACCAAGAGAUGGCUUAGGGCAUAUAGAAACCUGCCAUUAUUGGAAAAGAUAAAACAAAGUUUAGGCUUAGAUUUCUUCAAUGACACUUCAGAAAGUGAAGGAUUUAGGUAGUUAAUUUUUUCAUAUGUAUUAGUAUACAUAUAUUUAUAAUAUCACUCUUUAUAAAAAAGUCUCAUAAAUAUAUUUAAUAUUAUUUAAGAAUGAUUACAAAUUCAUGAUUGAUUGUUAUAAAAAGUUAUUUUAAGUACUAUUCAUUUAUAAAAAAUAUAACAAUGAGUGUAAAAAAA
Messenger RNA from Ruditapes philippinarum (Manila clam), 797 nucleotides. RefSeq lists its product as uncharacterized. The record is from RefSeq and is a predicted model, not a curated record. The transcript has 2 exons. Bases 1 to 621 code for a protein of 206 amino acids. NCBI's taxonomy places the organism in Eukaryota, Metazoa, Mollusca, Bivalvia, Venerida, Veneridae.